AGAAACGAUGGUGCGGGACCUGAUUCGGUCGGCAGAGCACUCUGCCGGGGGUGUUCCGUCCCUUUCUCUGGUGAAAGGCCUUCUGGAAAGGGUGCAGCUCCAACGCUCCGAGUUCUUUCAUUGGUCGCCCGAACUGGCCCAGGGAUUCGGGCGCAUCGUCGUCGGUUGUGUGCGAUCAUUCKGUUUGUGGAGAGACGAAUCGAACGAGGAGACAGGAAACAGCGACAGCAGCAUCACGGAUGCUCCGAACAGGAAUUCGGAAAGCGUGGGAGUCAUGGUGAUGGAACUSUUGGCAAAUGURAUUSGGGAUUGGGAAGAUCACGUGCUGUAUGCGGCACUCGUCCAAGAUAAGAGCAUCAGCCAGAGGGGCAGUGCCGUCCAGAGCACCCACGAGACCUUGUUAGAUGCGCUAACGCUAUUGAGCGUCCCAUCGGACAACCGAAGGCGCUUGCGCUUGAAGAAGGAACACCGCGAAAGGAUCCGACAAACUUCAACCAUGUGUCUCGCUACGGCCUGGAGGUCUCUCGAUCGAUUGGAAUAUUUGACUACUCUAACGAACGGAGAUCACAMUAGAUCCACGUGGUGGAUAUCUGAUGAGCGGGCCAUGAAUUCACUCGCAGUGCGUUCGUUCCAAUCCCUGUUCCAGCUGUAUGGUUGUUCCAAGCACUACAGUUCUCAUGCCGAUCAGCAACGUUCGAACGAACACCAGAUAUCGGCAGCCUCCAGUCCAGACCAAGAGCGACAAAAGGUGGCCUCGCUGACCAUUCUUGUCAUCCUUUUACGGCAUCAAGUAUUGAAUGUAUCAACAUCACCAACAUCAGACAGUAUCUCAAGAUCUAGUACCAAUGAGGAUUGCGUGCUACCAGAGAGUAUUCUCACCGAACUCAUAUCGAAACUGAUCAAGGGAAUUCAAAUAUUGAACCACUCCAUCUUGCCACCCUCGUCCUCGGAACACACGUUGCCAAUCGCAAUGCUGUCAAUGUCGGCGUUGUCCUUGCUGCAAAGAUCGCUGACCAUAUCCGAACAUGCUUCCUUGUUUCGUGGCGUGGACCAGACGAUUCAGUCGACGGGUUUGGUGGAGAAUCUUGUGCAGUUCACCUUCUUCUCAACGUCGCGAUGGGUCUCGAUGGCUUCGAACCACUUUCAAAAGGACCGUCUCCAGUCGUUUGGCCUGCACUUGUUUUCCUGUUGGAAAUUUUGUGACGGUGCAGCUUGGAGGGCCGUGGUUGUCAACCUGGAACCGAAAAUUAGGUCGAUAGUAGCCGCRUUCUGGUCAAAUCUCUUGCAGACUGGCAGUACUCAUGAUCCAAAUCUAUCAUCGGGCGAUUGCAGCAACCUGCGAGGAAUUAUUUGGUUGUACAUCACUGUUCGUAACCACGCACGUUACAGCCUCGAUUCCGUCCUGGAAGACAUGCAUGCCGAUCCGAUAGAAGCAACGCAUUCGUUUCCUUCACAACGCAACAGUUCUAGUCACCGGAGUGUCAACAARAUGAAAGUGUUGAGAAAGAUAAUAUAUUCUCUGUUUGGCACCCUUCGUCUUUCAUCGGGUGCAUCAUAUUCCACACGAUUAAUGACAUCGAGAUUGCUCAGAAUAAUGCUCACUGAUAGGAGAUUUGCGUCUAGCAACGACGAAUUGUCGCGGUCUAUCUGGCGAGCCAUCGAUCAGUCCGUUAUCGAGGAUCACUUGGAGACUGUGUUGGAGCACGCCGACACCGAUGACACCAAUCAGCCUCUUCUCUUAACACUCGUAGAUACGAUGGAAACAUUGUUGGAAUACGAAGAGAAACGAAAUUACUUUGUUGACAACCUCGCUGCUCACAACCUCGAAACGCUAAUCUACCUCAUCAAACCCAGAGAUGUUCGAUACGAUUUUAGUCUUGGAGGAGACGACGUCGUGGGCAUUAACACAGAAACUCCGCCUCUUCACAAUCUAUCGAGAAUGGACGAAACCAGCAUCUGCAUUGAGCAYGAGGAAAYSAAAGAGCCCAAAGGAUUUGAUCAUCCCGUUCGAUUGUCUGUGGCAACAUCUCUUGCUCGAUUGGCAUACAGUUCAUCCACAGCACCCCCGAACGAAAGCAUAGCACUUUUAAUGUCCAGGAUUUCCUCCGCUGUGAACGACUUUUUGGUUGAAUAUCAUACUCGAAUUGAAGGGGGAGAAAUCGAACGAAACAUUGCGAACAAGACGAUCACGACAACACCAUCCWUGGACCAAACAAAGCGCUUCAUGCGCCUCCAACAGGCAUGUGCAACUCCUGAAAACGAAGAAUUUCUUUCGAGCAUUAUGUUUACUGGCAUGUCGCUGCACAGAAAGCAGAUUUCCUUCUUGGUUGAUGCACAAAAGGAAACCGAGUACAAUCUACAGAUGACACUGGAACGAGAGAAGAUAGCACAAGAGGAAAAAGUCAAGCACAUCCAGCGACUUGGUGUGCAAUCGGUCAUAUUUCAACGUGAGCUUAGUCGCGCAAAGUUGAAUAUGGAACAAGAUUCAAGACAGUUGAUAUCGAUGCAUGCUUCGGAACGUGCCAGUGCAGAAGAGCGUCUGAACGUCCUUCAACAAAAAGCGGAACAUGAUAAAUCAGAACUGGAACGAGUCAAAUCGGAGGCAGAAAGCACAAUCGAGGAGCUGCAGAAGACGAAGUCGAAGAUAGAGGAGCUGGAUGGAACGAUCGGAACGUUGCAACAGGAAUUAAAGGAUGAAAAGGCCAAGGCAAAAGAAAUCACUCAGGAACUCGAAACCAAUCGAGCAAGAAUUCAAGCUUUCGAGGAAAAAUGUGGCGACAUGCGAAGUACCGUGGAAGAAAAAGAGGAUACCAUUUCUCGAAUGGAAGACACAAACCAUCAAUUGCAAGACAAUCUCGAAGACUUGUUUGCAGAUAUGUGUAGCCUCGCACAAAUUCAUGAACACAACGAGAAUGAGGAAAACUCUCAAAAAUUAAAGAAUGCCGAGGAGAUUGAGGCAGUGAACCAAAAACUAACAACUGAGCGUCAAAGGAACGAAGAACUCGUCUCAAAAAUGAAAGAUGUUCAAGAGGAAAAUGACAAGUUAUACCGCAAACUGGCGAAGUACAAAGAAAGGUUGGAACUAGAACGCAGGAGCAGACGAGACGACCAAAAUAAAAAGAAGGAAGAGGAUGAUCGAAGGAAAAGAAGCGGGCCGGUUUCCUACAUCAACUCACUUCACACGUCGACCACAUCCGAUAUGACUCAAUCUCGGAGUAAAUCCAUGAGGUCUUCCCGGACCUCAUCUCAGCGUGCCCCUACCGGGUCUUCCCAGUACAAAUCACGCGAUCGAUCAAUGCGGGACAUGUCAAUGCGGGGCAUGUCAAUUCGUGAGCACAGCAUACGCGGCAAUAGUGACAAAUCGAUACACGAGAAAGAAAACAGCCAUGCUAGUAGCAAUCAUCCGCGGUCUAGCAGGUCCCAGCGAAGGCUAGAAUCCUAAUUCAGUAAUUGCCAAGGGUGGCAAGAUGAAUAGCAGGCAAAAAAUACAUUUUGAAAUAGAGA
Molecule: messenger RNA, 3504 nt
Organism: Pseudo-nitzschia multistriata
Lineage: Eukaryota; Bacillariophyta; Bacillariophyceae; Bacillariales; Bacillariaceae
Source: the annotation of a GenBank genome assembly